This is a messenger RNA of Bombina bombina (fire-bellied toad), 1179 nucleotides long. It is a transcript of the gene GTF2A1L, whose product is annotated as general transcription factor IIA subunit 1 like. Lineage: Eukaryota; Metazoa; Chordata; Amphibia; Anura; Bombinatoridae. The transcript has 7 exons. Gene Ontology annotation, biological process: transcription initiation at RNA polymerase II promoter; transcription by RNA polymerase II. Gene Ontology annotation, cellular component: transcription factor TFIIA complex. The record is from RefSeq and is a predicted model, not a curated record. Bases 1 to 1179 code for a protein of 392 amino acids.
AUGAGGCCUUUUGUUUAUAUGCAACCCCUCCAGAUGGAGGGUUGUGAGUGCCAAUCUAAGAAUUCUUCUGGAACAAACAGCACCUUUACCUUUCCAGCCGGCAUCACGUACCCUAUUCAUCUACCGGCUGGAAUGACUGUGCAGACUGCAUCUGGUCAACUUUAUAAAGUUACUGUGCCAGUAAUGGUUACUCAAGCGCCAGGAGGCCCACGACUUAUUCAGCAGCCUGUUCAGCAGUUAUUUCAACAUCUUAAUCAGUCUUCUGGUCAGGCUGGAUGCAACCAGUACAGCGUGAACUAUGGGCAAAAGUGGCAGCAGCAAGCAGUGCUUGUUCAAAGAUCAGAAGCAGUCAAUACUUAUAAACCUGAGACCACUUUAGAAAGACAUUUUGAAAAUAUUAAUGGGGAUUCACUUAUUGAGCAAUCUGAUAGACAACAGCAUCUGCCAGCCAGUAGUGGAUUUACCCAGUAUCAGACUUUAGGAGAUACUUUUAAAGAUAUGGUGCCACCACCAUUGUUUAAUCCAGCUCAGUCUGAUUUGUCAUUGAUUGAUAAUUCAGAGUCUGUUCUGAAUAGUUUAAACAUGAACCAGACUGUUCAAGGAAACUCAACAAAUGAAUGUGAGAACCUCUUAAAAUCUCAGGUUACUGAAAAUGUUAUGCAGCUAAUAGCACUUAAUGACGAUCUGAAUCCAAAUACACCUGGGCAAGACAUCAACAACUUAAAAACUCCUGAGGGGGUGCCUAUGUUAGGGAAGCAAUUGAUUCCCAACAAUGUUGAGAUAAUCCAAGUGGAUGGACCAGGUGAUACCUCAUCAGAUGAUGAACUAGGAGCUAUACAAGAUGUUGAUGAAAAUGAAUUUCUUGGUAUUAUUGACACAGAAGAUCUUAAAGCUUUGGAAGAGGAAGACAGCGGAUCUAAUGAAGACUCAACUAGCAAUAGCAGUGAUGAUGAUGAUCCUGAGAUAGAUAUAAUUGAGGAGGACCCUUUAAAUUCUGGAGAUGAUGUGAGCGAACAGGAAGUACCAGAUCUUUUUGAUACAGACAACGUAAUUGUUUGCCAGUACGAUAAGAUACAUCGUAGUAAAAAUAAAUGGAAAUUUUACUUAAAGGACGGAGUCAUGAGCUUUGGAGGAAAAGAUUAUGUUUUUUCUAAAGCCAUUGGAGAGGCUGAAUGGUAA